AUUGAUCUUGACCUUUUAUCUUUGAGAAAAAUGGAGACCGCCAUUCGGUGGGCUCCCGCCUCUACACCUGAUGAUCAGCGCUUCCUCUACGUCGACAUCAAGGGACAGGAGUUCAAACACUGCAAAGUCACUUCACGACCUGAUAAGUUUACAUUGACCUAUGAUGUCCUCUCUGCCUUCUCCCAUGGCUCAGAGUUCCGCUCCUUUGACUGGUGUCCCACCGAGGAAAACUUGGUUGCGGUUGGGCACGCGUCGGGAGACGUGGUUGUUGCUCAUCUAGACACCGGCGCUCUCAUCCCGCUCGCACUUCCUUCCAAGGUCCAACGAGCCUGUCAUGGGCUUGCUUGGAAUUCCAGUGGCCUACUGGCCGCCGGACUAGACAAGUUUAGGGGCGACUAUUGCCUCAACAUCUGGGAUCCCCACCAGCGACCAGUGCGGAUGGCGUCGCGCGGUGGCUCGGAGCGUCAGGUCCCAGAUCCGUUGAGAAGAUAUGCAAACGGGGAGCCGGUGGCCAGCGUGAGGUUUUUUAAUGACCAGCCAAGUCUUUUGAUUGCUGGUAUGAAGGGGCAUUCCGUGCGGCUGUAUGAUCUCCGGGAGAGCCACGGAAACCCAUCAUUGCAGUUCUCAACCCGUUGUGUCCAUGAGCUGACCGUUAAUCGGCUCGAUGAGAACUACUUCGCCUCGUGUGCGCCAUUUGACAAUGCCUCUAUCUGCAUUUGGGAUCGGCGUUCAGGCUCGCGAUAUUCAACCGCAGCUGGCACCUCUUCGGGCACUAUCGACGCUGGCCAUGUGUUGGAGAUCAGGCCAGGUAUUGCUUCUGGGUCUACGAUCCGGAGUUUGCGAUUUUCCCAAACUCAGCGAGGCCGCUUGGGAAUGUUGACGGACAGGGGAAUAUUCAGAGCUUACCACAUCGCAAAGGACCACUCUCCGGACGAACUCCGAGCAGCCCUAGAAAAGACAGUUGGCCGUGGAUCCAGUAAGCACUACCCUGAACAGUUAUACACAAAGACUGUGCGCGACUUUCAAACUAGCUUUCCACCGAAAACUCGAAGCGAGGAUUCUUCACAGCGCGUUAGCGCUUUCGAUUUCAUGACCACAGAUUCGUUCGAUGGGCUGGAAGCUAUUACUAUUUUGAACGACAGGAACGUCGCAGUUUACAGCCUCCCCCUGGUUUGUGGUCGGGUCAGCUUGUCACCACAAGGAGCCCUAGUGCGAGGAGGGUUUGCACAUGGACAGGACUUUAGGGUCUUCGCUCCAGCCCAAGGAUCGAAGGCAGCGCAGACCACCCAAGAAAUCCAAGAUCGCGCAUCUAGAAAAAUGGAGAGUAGUAUGGAAGGAAAGGAAGCCAAUGGCAAGGCAGGAGAAGACGAUGGGAAGGACUCAGGCGGUACUGGAAUAAUAUCGAGCAGACAGCGUCGAGAGAAGUUACUGCUUCCUGAAAAGUUGGCCAACGUCCAAGAUGCCUUGACCUUGAUGACAAUCCCACGAUUACGUCUUCGAGAAGGAUAUACACUUAAUCCUGAGAGAAAUCAGAAUAUAGUGUCUGAUGACACAGCCUUACAGGACCUUUGGGCCUGGAUUGAGCGCGCCCAUACACGAGCAUCUGAUGGGUCGAUGAUUAUUCACGGGGUGGACAUGAACUACUUGGGUGUUCAAAGUAUCUGGAGUGGAAAUCUUGGUCUCAGUCUCGAGAAUCGACUUGCUAGCUCCGAUUUAGACGACGACGUUGACGUACCUAAGCUUAUUGAGCAAUUGGCCAAGAAGUUAGAUUUGCAAGAAACCAAAAUGUGCGAUACAGAUUUUAUGCCACAGCGCCAGCUCUGCUUGUAUAUCUGCGGCGCCAUAGCGUCAGUAGAUGAUCUUGAGGGUGUUGUUACUCAGCUUGUCGAGGAACGCCAACAUACGCAAGCUGCUGCAUUUGCAUUAUUCCACGACGAAACGGAGUUGGCUUACAAGGCCCUACGUAACAACCGACCAACUCAGGCCCACAAACUUUUAGCUAUGGCAAUCGCUGGGGCGCCGAGGGGUGACCCUAAUUUCGAUUGGGAAGAAGCUUGUGCUGAGAUCGCAAAAGAGCUCACUGACCCCUUUGCCAAAGCUAUACUUGCGCUGGUGAGCAAAGGCAGCUGGGAGUCCGUGCUCCGGGAAACGACGCUUCCCCUCAGAUAUCGAGUAGAAGUGGCCGUUCGUUGGCUUCCGGAUGACCAACUUACAACUUACAUCAGGGACACAUCCAUGGAGGCCGUGCAGCAAGGUGAUAUUGAGGGCGCGGUGCUUACGGGCCUUGAUCACGCUGCGAUGGAUCUGUUCCAAUCGUAUAUCAACAAAUUCAAUGAUAUACAAACAGCUGUCCUAGUUAUGAAUUACGCCGUUCCACGGCUAGUUUCCGACGCUUUCAAUGCGAAUCGAUUCCAUGCCUGGCGCGAAACGUAUCGGCAACAAAUGAAUUCGUGGAAGAUGCAUCUCCAUCGAGCCAAAUUUGACGUCGAUUCACGCAAUUUGGCAGUAUCAUGGGACGGUCGCAAGCUCACGAGGUCACAACCUCAGCAGGUCAGCUUGGUCUGUAAUUACUGUACUCGGCCCCUUUCGCAGCAAGAAGAAAGGCCAGAUCACCAGCUAGCAGGUGCGGAGAGUACCCAUCAUACGCCGAACAAUCCUCUCGGGUCAGCACAGAUGGGCGGAACAGUCUGUCCAAAAUGCGGUCGUCAUAUGCCGCGAUGCGGAGUCUGCUCUCUGUGGCUCGGUUCCCCGCAUCCACUGUCCAGAGCGGCAAUCGCAGAUGACUCAAAGAAAGGAGAAGAGGCGCACCGCCCGGAAGAGAUGCUAAAAAGAUUUGUGGUGUUUUGUAUCAAAUGCAAUCAUGGAUACCAUGCAGAUCAUGCGAAGGUGUGGUUUUCCAGGCACAAGUCAUGCCCGGUUUCUGAAUGUGGAUGUAUUUGCGAGGGAUAGAUGAUUGUGGUUACCCGGCUAGUAGUCUUUCGAGAAUGGCGUCUGAUUCUGUAGGAAUGAUACCCUUGUGUCUGUAUGAGACACACAAGGUGAUGGGUGUUGGCAAUGUAACGUCUUUCACCACAUCAGCUCUCGGUCGCUUUGUUUGCAGCGGGGGCGAUUGAUUGCAUGUAUGUCACACUGUUCUACAUGGAUAAGAAACUGCUUCCUCUGAG
Molecule: messenger RNA, 3164 nt
Organism: Coccidioides immitis RS
Lineage: Eukaryota; Fungi; Ascomycota; Eurotiomycetes; Onygenales; Onygenaceae
Exons: 4
Coding region: 31-2949 (972 amino acids)
Biological process (GO): positive regulation of TORC1 signaling
Cellular component (GO): cytoplasm
Molecular function (GO): protein binding
Source: RefSeq, a predicted model, not a curated record